AUGACUUCAAUUCGUACUGUUUUAGCUUUCCAACAUGAUUCCGGCCUUCAUACACUUGAAACUAGUGUUAUAGGCGUCUAUCGGUUCAAUACACUCGAAGAAUCCAAUCGCCAACUUUUCAAAGACGCUGGCGACCAACACGAUGUCAUUGUCACCGAACAAACUAUCUUUCACCCCCAAGGCGGCGGUCAGCCCUCGGACACAGGCGUGAUCAAAAGCCCAUCGGGUAAUUUCACGGUCACUGCCGUUCGCAUGGAUACCAAUGGGCAAGUGCUCCACCUCGGUCUCUUUGGGGAGGGCUCGUCAAUCCGCAUCGGAGAAACCGUUGUACAAUCAAUCGAUGUCGAAAAGCGUCUUCUAUACUCUCGCCUGCAUACUGCAGGUCACGUCCUAGGCUCAGCAGUCCGUGAUCUGCUAGAAAAGGAGAUUGAAAACUUCGAUGAGCUCAAAGCCUCUCACUUUCCCGACUCAGCCGCGUGUGAAUUCCAAGGUUCGAUCGAGGGAAAAUGGAAAGAACCCAUCCAGAAGAAACUGGAUGCAAUCCUCGCUGCCAAGCUACCCGUGCAAAUCGAGUGGUGGGAUGAAAAUGAUUUCCGCUCGCGUGGUCUAGAGCGAUUGAUUCCUGAUCGCAGUUUAGUACCAGCGGGUGAGAAGUCUCGCGUCGUCAAUAUUGUCGGUGCUGAAGUGUAUCCUUGUGGAGGUACACAUGUCGACACGACGGAUUUGUGUGGCCCUGUGACUGUGAAGAAAAUCUCGAGAAAAACUGGAAACUCCCGAGUCAGCUAUGUGGUGAAUUGA
This is a messenger RNA of Penicillium soppii, 798 nucleotides long. RefSeq names its product putative alanine--tRNA ligase. The transcript has a single exon. The record is from RefSeq and is a predicted model, not a curated record. Gene Ontology annotation, molecular function: Ser-tRNA(Ala) deacylase activity; alanine-tRNA ligase activity; nucleic acid binding. Lineage: Eukaryota; Fungi; Ascomycota; Eurotiomycetes; Eurotiales; Aspergillaceae. Bases 1 to 798 code for a protein of 265 amino acids. Gene Ontology annotation, biological process: regulation of translational fidelity; alanyl-tRNA aminoacylation.